Aspergillus fischeri NRRL 181 is the source of this 1461-nucleotide messenger RNA. RefSeq names its product heme-dependent oxidative N-demethylase family protein. The transcript is spliced from 3 exons. The record is from RefSeq and is a predicted model, not a curated record. NCBI's taxonomy places the organism in Eukaryota, Fungi, Ascomycota, Eurotiomycetes, Eurotiales, Aspergillaceae. Bases 1 to 1461 code for a protein of 486 amino acids.
AUGCUCGGUGACUGGUGGUUGUCUGGUCUGGCCGUGAUUGCGCUCGUUGGGCUUCACAUCACCUUCGAUCAAUCCAGACGCAGGAAAGUCUGGCGGGGAAUAAGUCUUCGGAGCCGCAAAACGUCAGCUGCUGGAACGCCUCCAAGAUCCGUGUCACCGGAUAAGAAGCCGGUGAUCGGGUCCGCGUCCCAAGUAAACUAUGCCGAUGUUUUACCACCACAGCGUCGGCAGGCCCUCGCUGCCUUGCCAGAGAGCUCGGCACAGUUGGAAGAGAUUGACAAAGCCGGAGUCAGACAAUACAUUCUGCCGAUGACAAUGGAUUACCGAAAUUGCCAAGAACAAAUGUAUACUCCGACAGGGUUCUCAACAGAAGAGAUCAAAAAGUUAGGAGACUUCCCGGACUAUGCAGCCCUAAGUGGUGUGCCUCUGCCCCAGCCAUACCAUAAGUUUGUCAUUGACAAGGCCCUACCGAGACCAUAUCGUCCGUUCCGUUGGACAUACCAUCAAACCAUGUCACUAACGAAAAUGGAAACGGACUGGUGGAUUGAGCUCGAAUCCACUUACAAAACUCGAAUCGCGCAACGCAAGGAAUUAUACGCCAAACACGGCUCAUCAGUCCUCGGCUAUCUUCCAGGCUCUGAAUUAGCCUGCAAGGAAUUGAUGGAAAUGGUCUUGCAGUUUCUGUGCGCCCGGUAUCCUCAGUACUUCUCGCUAGAGAGCAAGAGGAUAUUCAAGAACAGAAUCCUCGACACCGAGCAAGACAUCAAAGCCAAACAUCCUUUGGAGAUCCUCCUCGACAAUGUGCCCGAAGACUUUGCGAUCAUGCUGCGCGAUGAGGAGACAGGCUUCUAUUUCCUCCGCGCGGCAGUGGUUUGCUCUGCUCUGGGAUGGAAUGUUGGACUGAAAAUAGGACUUCAGCUCCAUCAAAUCCAUGGGGAGAUCCCGGACUAUAAGGAAAAGAUGCAGUUCUCUAUGGAUCGGUUCUUCGCCAAAAUGCCAACAGACAAACCAAUCCAGAGAGGGUCCUGGGGUCUAGAAGUCGGACAGCCUUUGUAUAUGCCCCCGGGGGAUCCUCACGAGAAACUUCGUCUGUCUCAAGACCCUAGCCUGCAGUUGGCCGAUUGCAAUCUGCGAGUGGAUUGGCAGACACUGAGACGUCUGCCUCUGUCGGCAGCGGUCGUCUUCAAUUUCAAGGCACUAUUCACGCCCGUGUCCGAAUUCUGUGAUGAACCAUGCAUACCAGCCUUGAUAGCCAAGAUCCUCAAAGAAGGAAAAGAAAAUCUCAUGAAAUAUAAGAAUACAUGGCAUGUGGAGCAUGUCGUGCUUCCGAAGCUUGAGGAAUGGGCUAAGGAGCAGGAGGAUAAAGGUCUCGUAGACAAAAAUUGGCAAGUGGCUACAUUGGACGAGAGCCCUUGGUUCAGGAACUGGGAGGACAAGUGGCAUCGCCAGCAAGGGUUUUGA